AUUCUAUUAGAAUAUGCGGCGCUUGAGUUUUUAUAUAUUUCUAUCAAUUUGAUCACAUAGUUUAAACGUGAAAAAAUAGUGCUUUCACGAUUGCAUCUCGAGAUCCAGACGCAAAGGACUUUUCUCCGCAAAUCUUUGAAUCAAAGCCUCUCUUGCUACAUUCUGCAGCUCCGCUCACUACUUCAAAAAAUCUCCACGCAAAUUUAUUUCUGUGCGCAAUUCGGCGUAUGCAGCGGUUGGAUCUGUCGGCGGAGCUUCGGCCAGAUCUGAGACGCACUCAGUCAAUUGAUCUCCGGUCGAAUCAGAAUCGGCUCGUAGUUGUAACCACAAGUUGAAUUUUCAUAGCCGGCCUUGGGGGGUUGGCUGAUGAAGAACGGGAUGAUAGAAUGCAGUGUCUGUCAUUCCAAAAUAGUUAAUCCAUCCACUAAGGCUGUUUCACGAGCUUAUGACCGACAUAGGAGCAAGAUAUCGUCAAAGCAGCGGGCGCUUAACUUCUUAUUAGUUGGCGGUGAUUGUGUCCUUGUUGGUUUCCAGCCUAUUUUAGUUUAUAUGUCAAAGGUGGAUGGCCGCUUCAAGUUUAGCCCGAUUAGUGUCAACUUUUUGACAGAGGUUGCUAAAGUUCUUUUUGCAAUCACAAUGCUUUUGUUCCAGGCUAGGCGACAGAAAGUUGGUGAAAAGCCGCUUCUCUCACUUUCAACAUUUAUGCAGGCUGCUCGCAACAAUAAACUUCUUGCAGUUCCAGCCCUACUUUAUGCUAUAAAUAACUACCUGAAGUUUACUAUGCAGCUAUAUUUCAACCCCGCAACAGUGAAAAUGUUGAGCAAUUUAAAGGUUUUGGUAAUUGCUGUACUUCUCAAGUUCAUCAUGAAACGUCGAUUCUCAAUAAUUCAGUGGGAGGCUCUUGCUUUGCUGCUGAUAGGGAUUAGUAUAAAUCAACUUAAAUCCAUGCCGGAGGGUUCCACUGCUUUGGGUCUCCCCAUUACAACUGGUGCAUAUAUGUGCACACUGAUAUUUGUAACAGUUCCUUCUAUGGCCUCUGUCUUCAAUGAAUAUGCCCUUAAAAGCCAAUAUGACACCAGCAUUUAUCUUCAGAACCUAUUUUUAUAUGGAUACGGAGCUAUAUUCAACUUUCUUGGAAUUCUCGGAACUGUCAUUUUUAAAGGUCCCAGCAAUUUCAAUAUACUGGAAGGACAUUCAAAAGCUACCAUGUUUUUGAUAUGUAACAACGCUGCACAAGGAAUUCUAUCCUCCUUUUUCUUCAAAUAUGCUGACACGAUCUUGAAGAAGUAUUCUUCGACUGUUGCAACAAUAUUUACAGGCAUAGCAUCUGCUGCUUUGUUUGGCCAUACUUUGACCAUAAACUUUUUGUUAGGGAUUUCAGUGGUUUUCAUUUCAAUGCACCAGUUCUUUUCACCUCUUGCAAAAGCCAAGGAUGAAGAACAAAAUGGGGUGGUAGAAAGAACUGAUAUUCAGGAAAACCAUAGGUCAAGGGAUUCAUCCUUCAUAAAUAUGGCUGCUGGAGCUAAUGAUGAGGCUAGUCACCGUGUCGGACCUGACGAAAAGCAACCCCUUCUUCCCACUUGAAGCUGAUCCAUCGGUUGUUUCCUUGGCACUUCUAGCUCAGAAGAGAAGAUAACACGAUGUUGAUCACCGUUAACACUGACUGCUUCCACGAAAUACGGUUAGCUGUUAUUCUUCUUUUCGACACGCUGCAUCUUCCUUGGAAUAGUUUUGAAAUGCUUGGAAGUAUAGAAAGAUUACUGCCGCAUGAUUGUUUGCAGGCCUUUACUCGAAUUCCCAAUAUAUUCCCUACACUACAAUAUGUAAAUUGAUGAGUUCUAGUUACAGUUAUGUAUUGAUUCAUUUUUUGUAUCAAGAUGUAUCUUAUUUCAUUGAGGUUUAUCUUCUUCUUUUUUUCCAGAUGCUAUUUCCAGUUUUUGGUCUGUAAAUUAGCGAGUACAUUUCGAGAUUUUGUCACUACUUUUUCGUUACAAUAUGGAUUUUGUUUUGUGGAAAAAGUAUUAUUUGUUGUUUCAUAA
Salvia miltiorrhiza (redroot sage) is the source of this 2039-nucleotide messenger RNA. Its product is annotated as CMP-sialic acid transporter 2-like. The coding region runs from base 367 to 1584 and encodes 405 amino acids. The transcript has 16 exons. Lineage: Eukaryota; Viridiplantae; Streptophyta; Magnoliopsida; Lamiales; Lamiaceae. The record is from RefSeq and is a predicted model, not a curated record. Gene Ontology annotation, cellular component: Golgi membrane. Gene Ontology annotation, molecular function: pyrimidine nucleotide-sugar transmembrane transporter activity. Gene Ontology annotation, biological process: pyrimidine nucleotide-sugar transmembrane transport.